Messenger RNA from Oryza brachyantha (malo sina), 1893 nucleotides. Its product is annotated as choline/ethanolaminephosphotransferase 1-like. Gene Ontology annotation, biological process: phospholipid biosynthetic process. The transcript is spliced from 18 exons. Bases 238 to 1413 code for a protein of 391 amino acids. Gene Ontology annotation, cellular component: membrane. Gene Ontology annotation, molecular function: phosphotransferase activity, for other substituted phosphate groups. The record is from RefSeq and is a predicted model, not a curated record. NCBI's taxonomy places the organism in Eukaryota, Viridiplantae, Streptophyta, Magnoliopsida, Poales, Poaceae.
ACCCCCACGCGCACGGGGCAACCGUUUCGAUACUCGAAUAUACCGCCGCCGCCGCCGCCGCCGCCAUCACUGAUCCGCCGCUCCCCUCCUCCUCCCCUCUCCUCUCCGCCUCACCGAAGCCGCGAUCUCGCCGCCGCCGCUCUCCGACCUCGCGAUCCAGCCUCCCGCUACUCCCCACCCCAGUCCACCUGCCCCCCGACCAGAAGCUUCCGGCCGAGCGAGCGAGCGGCGGGGGGGAUGGGGUACAUCGGCGCGCACGGCGUGGAGACGCUGAAGCGGUACAGGUACAGCGGGCAGGACCACUCGGUGGUGGCCAAGUACGUGCUCCAGCCCUUCUGGAGCCGAUGCGUCACCCUCUUCCCGCUCUGGAUGCCACCUAAUAUGAUCACACUCACUGGAUUCAUGUUUCUAGUCGUAUCAGCGCUUCUUGGCUAUAUCUAUUCACCCCGCCUCGACACAGCUCCCCCUAGGUGGGUUCAUCUUGCCCAUGGAUUACUUCUCUUCUUAUACCAGACUUUUGAUGCUGUUGAUGGUAAACAAGCAAGGCGUACUAGCUCAUCAAGUCCUCUAGGAGAACUUUUUGAUCAUGGAUGUGAUGCUCUUGCUUGUGCUUUUGAAGCAUUAGCCCUUGGAAGCACCUUGAUGUGUGGAAGGUUUACUUUCUGUUUCUGGGUGAUUGCUGCUGUCCCGUUCUAUCUCGCUACAUGGGAACACUUUUUUACGAAUACACUUAUUCUUCCAUUAAUAAAUGGACCAACGGAGGGUCUGAUGCUGAUAUAUCUAUCCCACCUUUUUACCUUUCUUACUGGUGCUGAAUGGUGGGCACAAGAUUUUCGGAAGUCAAUACCCCUUUUAAAUUGGGUACCCCUUCCCUUCAUUUCAGAUAUCCCCUUAUACAUCAUUGUGAUAAUUCUUAUGAUCCUUUUUGCUGUAAUCCCCACCAUUGGAUCCAAUGUCAGCAAUGUCCAGAAAGUAGUUGACGCGAGAAAAGGAAGCAUGGUAUUGGCAUUGGCAAUGCUGCUUCCUUUCAUUGCACUGUUAAUUGGAGUUGCUGUCUGGUCUUACCUCUCUCCUUCAGAUAUUAUGAGGAAUCAGCCACAUCUGCUUGUGAUCGGAACUGGUUUUGCUUUUGGAUAUUUGGUGGGAAGGAUGAUACUUGCCCAUUUAUGUGAUGAACCCAAAGGUCUGAAAACUGGAAUGUGCAUGUCUCUGGUGUUUCUUCCUUUCGCUAUUGCAAAUGCUCUCACAGCAAAGAUCAAUGCUGGGAUUCCUUUAGUUGACGAGCUGCUGGUUCUUUUUCUGUAUUGCGCCUACACAGUGGGCCUUUACCUGCAUCUUGCAGUUUCUGUUGUGCAUGAAAUCAAGGAUGCUCUUGGAAUCUAUUGCUUCAGGAUAACUAGAAAAGAGGCUUAAACAUGUGUGAAUUUUUACACAGCAUAGGAGGCAUUCUGUCACCUUGUUUCAUUCCAGAUAUUUUUGCCUUUGGCACAUACUUAGUCUCAUCGGUGUGCAUACGGGGAUCCUGCCCCUUGAACACCGCAACAAGCAGUUGUUUAUUUGAUCUGUUCGAUGCAGAUAGAUACUUUUGGAGAGUGUAGCAGAAAUAUCUUUAGAACUAGCAUAUAUGUACAUGUUUAUUGUUAUGCACCCAGCGUGAUGUACUGCGUUGGUUACUUGGUUCCAUAUAUAUGGAAUCAAUGGGUUAUGUAUUUUUAGAUGACAGGAUGAUCUAUCAAAAGCUGUGGAGUGCCUUGUGCAAACAGAAGGAUUCCAUGAUUGUAGCUUGUAUUACUAACUCGACAUUUUCUUUUCUCGACUUGUUACUCUGGUGCAAGUCUAGCAUGAUGCAUCAUCCGUUGUUUCGGCGCCACAUUAAUGUAUGUGUUUCUGUUA